Molecule: messenger RNA, 1279 nt
Organism: Neltuma alba
Lineage: Eukaryota; Viridiplantae; Streptophyta; Magnoliopsida; Fabales; Fabaceae
Product: anthocyanidin reductase ((2S)-flavan-3-ol-forming)
Exons: 6
Coding region: 127-1137 (336 amino acids)
Molecular function (GO): oxidoreductase activity, acting on the CH-OH group of donors, NAD or NADP as acceptor; anthocyanidin reductase activity
Source: RefSeq, a predicted model, not a curated record
UCUAGCUCUGAAUUUACUCAAUUCAACCAACGCCAUAUUAAUUCUACAGUUAUGAAUCGUAUGAAACGCCAUAUUAGUAUUUAACUCGAUCGUUUCGUCAUCAGUCGCAGAGAGUAACCGAGCGAAAUGGAUCAAAUCGGGAAGAACAAGAAGGCUUGCGUUGUGGGAGGAACUGGGUUCGUCGCUUCUGAGCUCGUUAAGCAGUUGCUCCUCAAGGGAUAUGCUGUUAAUACAACUGCUCGAAAUCCAGAUGAUCGCAAAAAAAUAUCCCAUCUCGUAGAACUGCAAAAAUUGGGAGAAUUGAACAUAUUUGGAGCAGAUCUGACGGAAGAAGACAAAUUUGAUGCCCCUAUAGCUGGCUGUGAACUCGUCUUCCAUGUUGCUACUCCUGUGAACUUUGCUUCUGAAGAUCCUGAGAAUGACAUGAUCAAACCAGCAACCCAAGGCGUAUUGAAUGUCUUGAGAGCAUGUGCACGAGCAAAAGCAGUUAAACGAGUGAUCUUGACAUCUUCAGCAGCCGCUGUCUCAGUAAAUGCAUUAGAAGGGACUGGUCUAGUUAUGGACGAAAACAAUUGGACUGACGUUGAUUUUUUGAGCACUGCAAAACCACCUACUUGGGGAUAUCCUGUGUCCAAAGCACUAGCAGAGAAGGCUGCAUGGAAAUUUGCCGAAGAAAAUCAUAUAGAUCUCAUCACUGUGGUACCUACGACGAUCGGCGGUGCUUCUCUGACUCCAGAAAUCCCAGGCAGUCUUGGUCUGACCAUGUCCCUAAUUACAGGCAAUGAUUUCCUCAUAAAUGCUUUGAAAGGCAUGCAGCUGUUGUCAGGUUCAAUAUCUCUCACUCAUGUGAAGGAUGUUUGCCGAGCACACAUAUUUUUGGCCGAGAAAGAAUCAGCUUCUGGUCGAUACAUUUGUUGUGCUCACAAUACAAGUGUUCCUGAGCUUGCAAAGUUCCUUAACAAACGAUAUCCUCAGUACAAAAUCCCAACCCAAUUUGAUGACUUCCCCCCGAAGGCCAAGUUGGUGAUCUCUUCAGAGAAGCUUAUCAAAGAAGGGUUCAGUUAUCAGUUUGGGUUAGAACAGAUCUACGACGAGACUGUGGAGUACUUCAAGUGUAAAGGAGCCCUUAAAAUUUGAAUUAGUAGAGGUUCAAAGCUCUAGCAGAAGCUCCACUAGUUAUAAUAAUGUAAUGAUGGUAAUAAUCUGGACCGGCUGUUCACUACGAUGUAUACUGAACUGAACUAGUAUUUUUAUAUAAUGGGAUGCUACUCUUCCACCU